Molecule: messenger RNA, 957 nt
Organism: Penicillium nucicola
Lineage: Eukaryota; Fungi; Ascomycota; Eurotiomycetes; Eurotiales; Aspergillaceae
Exons: 1
Coding region: 1-957 (318 amino acids)
Source: RefSeq, a predicted model, not a curated record
AUGGACGUCAAGCUCUUACCGGACUUCCUCAUGCUGCCAUAUCCAGCGCUCAGCCCUAAAGACCAACUCGACAAUGAGAUCACAGUCAAGAAAGCCUCCUCAUGGACCUACUGCGGACCCCUCCUAUGUCUGAAUGCAGAAACUCUCCCAAGCUCCUUCAACACCUGGAGUGAAGCAUCCAUAACCGGCUCAAUCCUCCCACCACUCUUCUCAUUCCUGACAUACGUCCACGAAUUCCUCUCCAAAAACAACCAGUCCAAUUACUGGCUUACCAUCCGAGCAAGUAAAGAAACACAUGACUUUGAUAUUCCGCGUUGGCAUACGGAUGAUCUAUUCUUCUCCUCGCCGUUAACAACCACUACACUUCCAACUCCAGCGUCAACAGUAAAGCGCACACGCCUUUCCACACUAUAUAAUAUUCUCAAAAAACAGCCCAAAUCCCAACCCCAAGCACCAAAAUCAACAACACCAACACCCAACGCCCUAAAUUGGAAACUCACAACAACCCUCCUAGGCCCAGGAACCCUCUUCAUCCCCACAACGUCCAGCCCACAAGCCCGCACAGCCCAAAAGAACGCAAAACAAGCCGCUCGCGCCCAGAACCCCAACCACACGUGCCUUUCCAUCCGCUGCGUCGGCUGCGCAAUGGCCGCGGAAUCCGUCCGAGAAACACUAGCAGCGGAACUGGGGCAUGGGAAUUGUGGUACGAACCAUGGCGAGAUCCCAGGUGACGGCGAGGACGGGAUCGUGCAGGCCCAGCGUGGGCAGUGUGUGUUUUUCCGGGUUGGGGAGGAAGAAGGCGCUGUUCAUUCUGAGCCUGUGUCGCACUCUGAUCGGGUCUUUGUUAAUGUUGUUCCUGGUUCGAGGGAGGAUCUGGAGGUGCUUAUGGGGAGGUGGGGGAUGGAGUUUCCUAGGGCUUGGUAUUUUGGGUUGGAUUUUGGGGAUUUGGGGGGUUAA